UUAUAGACUAGUAGCCGAAGACGGCUCGGACAGGUCGCGUUGGACAGGACCAUUCCGCGUCUCCGUUACGUUAGCCGGAUUGACUGCUCGGGUAUCGCCAGUUCGCAUGUAGCAAGUCGCACUCUGACCUACUGCAGCCUCUGGAGGAGGUCCUACACCGUUAAGGAAGCCCUGCAACUUCUGGACGAGGGCCUACAACCUUGACAAGGUUCUUUGGAAGAGGUCUUACAAUAUUAGGGAGGCCUACGACCUCUGGAGGUGGAGGAGGCCUGCGACAUCGAGGAGGUCCUACAACCGUGAGAAUUUCCUCACGCCUUGAGAUGGAUCCACAACGUCUAGAAGAGGCCCUACAACAUUGAGGAGGUCCUACACGCUUCAGCAGGUCCUCCAACAUCUGGAGGAGGAAGAGGUCCUGUUACAUUAGGGAGGUCCUGCACGGUUCAGGAGGUCCUCCAACAUCUGGAGGAGGUCCUCCAGGUUUGAGACGGUCCAACGACGUUUUCGGAAAAUUGUAUUCGUCAUCGUCAUCGCCACCACGAUGAGGAGCCUUCCUCGUCCCAUCGAAAUGUACAACCCGACGUUCACGGCGUGGUGCAACUCCCACCUCCGCAAGGCCGGCACGGCCAUCGCCAACAUCGAGGAGGACUUCCGGGAUGGCCUGCGCCUCAUGCUGCUGCUGGAGGUCAUCUCCGGCGAGCGUCUGCCGAAGCCGGAGAAGGGGAAGAUGCGCGUUCACAAGAUCGCCAACGUCAACAAAGCGCUCAACUUCAUCGCCAGCAAGGGCGUCCGCCUCGUCUCAAUCGGAGCCGAGGAGAUCGUGGACGGGAACGUGAAGAUGACCCUCGGGAUGAUCUGGACAAUCAUCCUGAGAUUUGCUAUCCAGGACAUCUCCGUUGAAGAGACGUCGGCUAAGGAGGGGCUGCUGCUUUGGUGCCAGCGCAAGACGGCACCCUACAAGAACGUCAACGUCCAGAACUUCCACCUCAGCUGGAAGGACGGCCUCGCCUUCUGUGCCCUCAUCCAUCGGCAUCGCCCUGAGCUCAUCGACUUCGCCAAGCUCAGAAAGGAUGACCCCAUGACGAACCUGAACACGGCGUUUGAGGUCGCAGACAAGUACCUGGACAUUCCCAAGAUGCUGGACGCUGAGGACAUAGUGGGCACGGUAAAGCCGGACGAGAAGGCCAUCAUGACCUACGUCUCGUGCUACUACCACGCCUUCUCGGGGGCACAGAAGGCGGAGACGGCGGCCAACCGGAUCUGCAAGGUGCUGGCGGUGAACCAGGAGAAUGAGAACCUCAUGGAGGACUACGAGAAGCUCGCCAGUGAUCUGCUGGAGUGGAUCGAGGCGACGAUCCCGGGCCUGGAGGACCGCUCGCUGCAGAACACGAUGCAGGUGAUGCAGGCGAGGCUGGAGGACUUUCGCGACUACCGGCGAGCGAGGAAGCCCCCGCGCUCCGAGGAGAAGUGCCACCUGGAGAUCAGCUUCAACACGCUGCAGACCAAGCUCCGCCUCAUGAACCGUCCCGCGUUCAUACCCUCCGAGGGCAAGAUGGUGUCGGACAUCGCCAACGCGUGGUCGCGCCUGGAGCAGGCCGAGAAGGGCUACGAGGAGUGGCUCCUCAACGAGAUCCGUCGCCUCGAGCGGCUCGACCACCUUGCCGAGAAGUUCCGACAGAAGUGUGACAUCCACGAGACGUGGGGCUCAGGCAAGGAGGAGAGCCUUCAGGAGGACGUGGUGCCGGGCGUCGCCUCGCUGACCGAGCUCAAGGCGCUGCUCCGCAAGCACGAGGCCUUUGAGAGCGACCUGGCCGCCCACCAGGACCGCGUGGAGCAGAUCGCCGCCAUCGCACAGGAGCUCAACGAGUUGGACUACCACGACGUGGAGAGUGUGAACGGGCGCUGCCAGGCGAUCUGCGAGCAGUGGGACCGGCUCGGCGCGCUCACGCAGACGCGCAGAGAAGCCCUGGAGAAGCGUGAGAAGCUGCUGGAGACCAUUGACCAGCUGCACCUGGAGUUUGCCAAGCGCGCUGCCCCCUUCAACAACUGGAUGGAGGGCGCCAUGGAGGACUUGCAGGACAUGUUCAUCGUGCACACCAUCGACGAGAUACAGGGCCUCAUCACGGCGCACGAGCAGUUCAAGGCGACGCUGCCCGAGGCGGAGAAGGAGAAGCUGGCCAUCGUGGGCGUGCACGCCGAGCGUGAGAAGAUCGCUGGCACCUACCACGUGGAGCAGCCCGCGGGGGGGUCCAACCCGUACACGGCCAUCACCACCGCGGACGUCACCGCCAAGUGGGAGCGGCUGAAGGCCCUGGUGCCACAGAGAGACCGCCUCCUGCACGAGGAGCUCUCUCGGCAGCAGAGCAACGAACGUCUCCGCGUGCAGUUCGCCAACUCGGCCAACCAGACCGGCCCGCUCAUCCACAAGAAGAUGGAGGAGAUUGGGCGAAUCUCCAUGGAGCUGCACGGCACGCUGGAGGACCAGCUGGUGCAGCUGCGCCAGUACGAGCAGAACAUCAUCAACUACAAGCCCAACAUCGACAAGCUGGAGAGCGAGCACCAGCUCAUCCAGGAGGCGCUCGUCUUCGACAACAAGCACACCAACUACACCAUGGAGCACAUCCGCGUGGGCUGGGAGCAGCUGCUGACGACGAUCACGAGGACCAUCAACGAGGUGGAGAACCAAAUCCUGACGCGUGACGCCAAGGGCAUCAGCAAGGAGCAGCUCCACGACUUCCGAGCGUCGUUCAACCACUUUGACCGGGACCGCUCGGGGAACCUGAGACCGGAGGAUUUCCGCGCGUGUCUCAUCUCCCUGGGCUUCAGUAUCGCUAACGAUGCACAGAGAAAGAGUGGCAUGAUGGAGCCAGAUGAUUUCAGGGCUUGCCUCAUCUCCAUGGGUUACGUGCUGGGCGAGGCCGAGUUUGGCCGCAUCAUGGCCGUGGUCGACCCCAACAGCACGGGGGUCGUGACCUUCCAGUCCUUCAUCGACUUCAUGUCGCGCGAGACGGCCGACACCGACACGGCUGACCAGGUCAUCGCCUCCUUCAAGAUCCUCGCCGGGGACAAGAGCUACAUCCUGCCGGAGGAGCUGCGCCGGGAGCUGCCCCCGGACCAGGCCGAGUACUGCAUCGUGCGCAUGGCCCCCUACGCGGGGCCCGACGCCGUCCCCGGCGCUCUCGACUACACCUCCUUCUCCACGGCGCUCUACGGGGAGAGCGACCUCUAG
Messenger RNA from Petromyzon marinus (sea lamprey), 3226 nucleotides. Its product is annotated as alpha-actinin-1-like. NCBI's taxonomy places the organism in Eukaryota, Metazoa, Chordata, Hyperoartia, Petromyzontiformes, Petromyzontidae. Gene Ontology annotation, molecular function: protein binding; calcium ion binding. The record is from RefSeq and is a predicted model, not a curated record.